AUGACCCAGAUCGCUCCUCCCAAUAUUGUCCUCGCACCACGAACGCCAACACCACCUCCACCACCUCCAGUCGAUAGCCAGACUCCCUCAGUACCGCAGCAAGAUGCGUCUACGCACGGACGAAGCCAGAGUCAUGGUCUCGGCAUCGGAACCUCUCCACAUUCUUCAGCCUCACCUCGACAUUCCGCAUCUCAAUCAUCCCUGUCUGCGUCGUAUGAACGUGGACCACCAUCUCCUAUCAAGAUGCUAUCUCCUGAAAGCGCAGUUAUAGACGCCGAAGAACCUCUACCAACUGCGUCGACAGCAUAUUUCAGUCCCUCCUUGUCAGGCGAUAGUAAUGGUGGUGCCGCUCCGUUCAACUUCCAGCCAAUGUCAAUGGCAAAGAGCCCAGUCAUCAAAUCUAAUAUCUCUGCUCGACGUGGGCACAAGUACAAGCAUUCAGCCUCCCACCAUUCCAUGUCCAACUUUCAAUUCCAAGAAACACCCGCCAGACCUGCUUUAUCUCUACCAGCAUCCCUGCCCAUACCUACCUGGAACGAAUGUCGCGCCAGUAUGACUGGUGAUCAGAAAAUUCGUCUCUACUGGUCAGUCGCUCACAUGGCCGUGGCAGGUUAUGUGAUAUGGAACAAACAUUCGUCAGCAGCCAUGGAAGCUCUGUCACAUCUGAUAAUGUACGAUGGAAUUGGGGCCAUGCUCUGUGUCUUCGUCGAAGUCUGGCACAACUUUGAAGUCUGGGGCCGAUCAUCUAUCCGCCACCCAUUCGGUCUACAAAGGAUGGAAGUCAUAGCAGGCUUUGCACUCUCCGUCCUGUUGAUCUUCUUCGGCUUCGACCUGAUCUCUCACAACGCUAAGCACGCUCUAGAGGGACUGGGCAGCCACGAGCCUCACCGCUCACAUUCUCACCACGACCGCGUCGGUGCCGGCACUGUCGAUUUCACCGUCCUCCUCGCUCUAGUCUCAACACUUAUAUCAGCCGUCGGCCUCAAAAACCACGCCAGAAUUGGUAAAGCAAUGCGCUUCACAGCCAUGGAGAAAUUACCAACAGCGCUGCCUCUACACGGUAUCCUCAGCAAUCCUUCUCACUUUCUCACCCUCUCCUGCUCCACUACCAUGCUCCUCCUCCCACUCCUCGAACUCCACACCUACGAGAUGAUCGAUAAACUGCUCAGCCUAAGUAUUGCUUUCGCCAUGCUCUUUCUCGGCAUGCACCUCGGCAAGACCGUCGGCGGCAUGCUGCUGCUCUCUUAUCCUGGCCCGGGCGUGAACGAAGUCCUCAAAGACAUUGAGCAGGAUCCACUGGUUCGCAAAGUCGACACAGCCAAGUUCUGGCAGGCGCAUUAUGGCGUGGGGAUCGCGAAUCUGAAGUUACGUGUUGGUAGUGUUGCGAGCGAGGAGGGGGCACUUGUUCGGCUGAGGGAGAGGAUUGUGGGUUUGAUAAGGAAUAGGCUUAGUGGUGGGUAUGGUGGUGGGAAUGGGACGGGGCAGAAGUGGGAGGUUAGUGUAGAGUUUGAGGUGGAUGAUUCGGUGGGUAGUUAUGGACAUGCUGGGCACCAUCAUCACCAUUAUCACCAUGUAACUGCUAUACAUUGA
This is a messenger RNA of Lithohypha guttulata, 1590 nucleotides long. It is a transcript of the gene zrg17, whose product is annotated as cation diffusion zinc membrane transporter Zrg17. Gene Ontology annotation, cellular component: membrane; cytoplasmic vesicle; Golgi apparatus. The coding region runs from base 1 to 1590 and encodes 529 amino acids. NCBI's taxonomy places the organism in Eukaryota, Fungi, Ascomycota, Eurotiomycetes, Chaetothyriales, Trichomeriaceae. Gene Ontology annotation, molecular function: zinc ion transmembrane transporter activity. The transcript has a single exon. The record is from RefSeq and is a predicted model, not a curated record. Gene Ontology annotation, biological process: zinc ion import into Golgi lumen; intracellular zinc ion homeostasis.